AUGAAGGACAUUGAAGUGAUUAGUAUCCUGUCAGACGACGGCAUGGCCACUGCCAGCUCAACCCGUUCGUCCCCGACGAGGAACAGAAGAAAAAGGAACAAAGCAUACAGUCCGGACAGAACUGGGAGCAGUUCAGGUGAAGAUACGGUGCGCUCGCCCAACAGAGCCACAACAUCCAAGACAUUGUCUAAAAGGGGUCGAGGAAGACCGUCCACAAUAGGGCAAUACGUUGGCCUCACGGCCGCCAAGGAGGCGCACCUGAAGGCCCAACGCGAGGAGAUGGCGCUGCUCGCCGAAAAGGAGAUUAUGGAGAGCGUCCGGAACCUCAGGGUGAAGGAGAACUCCGUCGCGGGCAGUACCGGGGAACCCAGACCCGAUCCUGAAAAUAGACUGGAGGAGACCGCAAAAUUGGCCGUCAAUAUUGCGGCAAAGUCAGAAAACCUGAAGGGUACAUACGUACGUGCCCUGAAGGAGAUGGCUUUCGCCAUUCGAGAGGCCAAGGAAGAAAUGGCAGCGAGGACUACCGACGGUGAAAAUAAGAGGCUGCAGGAGCUCUGCAGCAGGCAGGAGGCUGAGAUCCUGCACAUGAAGAAGGCGAUCGCCGACAUGAGGUCGGAGAUAGCGCGCCUGGCCCAUGCAGUGGGAUCACCGGCAGCCAUACCCGCCCCCGCCCCGAUCCAACGGAGCGACGAUGAGGAGGAGCGGCGCCUCCAGCGCAUCAUGCGUGCCGUCGGAACGAUGCUAGACGCGCGCCUCGCAGUGAUGGAAGCACGGCUGCCGCCGGAGCCAAGGCUGAGGCCACCACUGGCCGCAGACCACAGGAGGAGCCGCGCUCAGGAAAAGACGCCGACACCACCAAUGGCAGCAGAAUCAAUGCCGACGCCCGAACCAACAGCUGCGGUCGCGACCGCGGCACCCAACGGUGGCGGCCUACAGAAAAAGAAGGCGCCGAAAAACAGGCAGCAGCCGGUUCCCACAGAACCACGGACAUUCCCCCCCGCCCCAGCUGCUCUGACGGAAGCGUGGACGACGGUAGCCCGAAGAGGCGCCAAGCCGAGGACGGCAACGGCGACCGGCACCGUGCCCGCUCCACCGCCCCUGAAGGAAAAGAAGAAGAGACUCCGGCCACCGCGCUCGCAGGCGGUUAUUGUCAAGCUGCAGCCGGAGGCCAUCGAGCGCGGAGUCACCUAUCGGUCAGUCCUCGCCGAGGCUAGGGCUAAGAUCGAUCCGGCAGAGCUGGGGAUCCCUAUCCAGCGGAUACGCUCUGCGGUGACGGGAGCAAAAGUAUUGGUCGUAGACGGCGCCGACCAGUACGAAAAAGCCGAUUUGCUGGCGAAUAAACUACGGGAGGUUUUGCCCUCGGACAGCAUUGUCGUCUCGAGGCCAACAAUAACGGCCGCUGUCAGACUGAGCGGCCUCGACGAAUCCAUAUCCCGGGAGGAACUUGGUGCCGCGGUCGCCAGGAUUGGAGAGUGCCCCCCCGACACCGUGAAGGUUGGGGAAAUAAAAAUGGGCCCCGGAGGCACUGGCCAGGUCUUGGUCAGAUGCCCCAUAGCGGGCGUCAAAAGAAUAUUGGCCGUCGACAAGCUGCGGAUCGGGUGGAGCGUUCUUCGCGCACAACUCCUCGAGGCAAGGGCUCAGGACCUGCUGAUCCAGAGCAUGGCGGAGCGAUUGACCCAUCUAGCGGUCGUCGCCGAGCCCUACCGGGUCCCUUCGGUUCCCGACUGGGCGGGAGAUGUUGACGGCCUGGUGGCCGUGGUCCAGCGUCGGUCGGCGGUGGGCGCUCCGCCCGAAUUCGACGUCGUGCAGAGGGGUCGGGGCUACGUGGCAGUCUUCUGGGCAGGCUUGCUCGUCGUCGGGGUGUACUUCUCCCCCAACCGGCCGCUCGCCGAAUUCGAGUCCUUUCUAGACGAACUCGGUCAGGUAGUGGGGAGGUCGCACUCAAGGCGCGCGCUCGUUCUCGGGGACCUCAACGCGAAGUCGUCCGCUUGGGGUUCCCCGGUCACCUGUCCCAGGGGACGGGAGAUGGAGGAGUGGUUGGUCGGGAGCGGUCUCGUUGUCCUCAACCGCGGCGCCGAGAACACAUGCGUCCGUCGUUCGGGUGGGUCCGUGGUGGAUGUGUCGUUCGCGACCCCCGACGUCGCGCGCCGCGUCCGCGGUUGGAAAGUGUUGUCCGACGUGGAGACGCUCUCCGACCACCGCUACAUUCGUUUUCGUGUAUCCGCGGCCCCGGAGUCUUCGACGGUGACUUUGCACUUUGAUGGUGGCGCGGAGGGUCCGCGCUGGGCCCUGAAGCGCCUCGACGUGGAGCGACUGCAGGAGGCGGCCGUCGUCCAGGCUUGGCGGCGUCGGGAUGAGGAAGAGGAGGACCGGGCGUACGAAGCUUACCGGGUGGACGUGCGCGCCCUGCGCGUCGCGAUCGGGGAGGCGAAGGAAGCGGCGUGGAAGGAGCUGCUCGAGACGCUGGACCGUGACCCGUGGGGGCGACCCUAUCACACCGCGCGGAGCACCAUGCGCCCCUGGGCCCCACCCACGACGAGUACCCUGCCGCCUGACAUGGUGCGGCAUGUGGUCGGCGGACUGUUCCCGAGCGCACCCGAGAUUCCCUUUGUUCCCCCAGUCAUGUCGUCAGCACGAGACGGGGCUUGGGCCGAAGAAGAGGACGACGUGUCGCCAGCGGAAUUUGAUGCGGCCGUCGAAAAAAUGAAACUAAAAAGAACGGCGCCAGGUCCCGAUGGAAUUCCAAAUCGGGCCUGGGCGCUGGCAUUGAAGAUGGAAGGUGGCCUGGGACCUGUCCUCCGAGGGCUGUUCAGCAGGUGCCUCCGAGAGGGUAGGUUCCCGGCAAUAUGGAAAAAAGGUAGGUUGGUUUUGAUUCCGAAGGAGGGGCGCCCCAGGGAUCAACCCUCGGGGUAUCGCUCGAUCGUCGUCCUGGACGAGGCCGGCAAGCUCUUGGAGCGCGUCGUCGCCAGUCGCCUCGUUCAUCACUUGGAAAAUCAGGUGGACUUUUAA
Molecule: messenger RNA, 3009 nt
Organism: Bombyx mori (domestic silkworm)
Lineage: Eukaryota; Metazoa; Arthropoda; Insecta; Lepidoptera; Bombycidae
Exons: 4
Coding region: 1-3009 (1002 amino acids)
Molecular function (GO): catalytic activity
Source: RefSeq, a predicted model, not a curated record